Sarcophilus harrisii (Tasmanian devil) is the source of this 2821-nucleotide messenger RNA. RefSeq names its product tudor and KH domain containing (gene TDRKH). Gene Ontology annotation, molecular function: RNA binding. Gene Ontology annotation, biological process: spermatogenesis. The transcript has 15 exons. NCBI's taxonomy places the organism in Eukaryota, Metazoa, Chordata, Mammalia, Dasyuromorphia, Dasyuridae. The coding region runs from base 215 to 2035 and encodes 606 amino acids. The record is from RefSeq and is a predicted model, not a curated record.
AACUCGAGCAGCCGCAGAAGUUCCGUUCAAUGAUUGGCCAAACACUACGCAAGAGCGAGCUCCUGGAAACCUCCGAUUGGCUGUUUAAUUCUCAGGCAGGUGCCGGCCCAAUGGAAGAAAAGGCGGUCCCUCCCUAGCUUGCGGCUCUUAUUGGCGGUCGUGGAGGACCGACUCUGAAACUCACUCUCGUUAUUGGGCACCCGCACGAGGCAGAAUGCAGGUUAGAACUUCAGAGAAAAUGUCUACUGAAUGGUCUUCUUGGACAAACCUCUCAACCAUUCAGAAAAUAGCACUGGGCCUUGGAAUUCCAGCCAGCCUGACCGUUGCUUAUAUCCUCUACCGAAGGUAUAGAGAAAGCAGAGUGACCUCCUUGGGAUAUAAGCCUAAUACUAGAGUCGCUGGGUCAAAGGAAGAACGUCUGACAUUCGUUGGGGAAGAUGAUAUUGAGGUAGAGAUGCGGGUACCCCAGGAGGCUGUGAAGCUGAUUAUUGGCCGACAAGGAGCCAAUAUUAAACAACUAAGGAAGCAGACUGGUGCUCGAAUUGAUGUGGAUACAGAAGAUGUAGGUGAAGAACGGGUGCUGCUCAUCAGUGGCUUUCCUGUCCAGGUUUGCAAAGCCAAAGCAGCAAUCCACCAGAUCCUGACAGAGAACACCCCAGUGUAUGAACAGCUUUCAGUACCUCAGAGAUCUGUGGGCAGAAUUAUAGGUGGCAAGCAGAGGAAUUUGUCUAUGUAUCUUUCUGCAGGGAGAGGUGGGGAAACCAUUCGUGCCAUCUGCAAGAGUUCUGGGGCCAAAAUUACCUGUGACAAGGAAUCAGAAGGGACAUUGCUACUAACACGACUCAUAAAGAUUUCAGGAACACAGAAGGAAGUGGCAGCAGCCAAGCAUCUUAUUCUAGAAAAAGUGUCUGAAGAUGAAGAGCUUCGGAAGAGGAUUGCUCAUUCGGCAGAAUCCAGAGUACAGCGCAAACAGCCCAUCAGUGUCAAGAGAGAAGAAGUGGCAGGACCUGGAGGAGCUGGGGAGCCAGCCUUUCCUAAGGACAUGGGCACUGGCAAGAAACUGGCCCCAUCACUGGCUGCCACUCCUAGCCGAGGAGGAGGAGAUACAGCUGGGCUGAGACCAGAACGUGUGGAACAUUCCCAUGAAAAAAAGCUCAGUGACAACAGCCACCAAGAGGACAUGGGAGCCCAAGCCAGUCCAGAGAUGCCAAAAUUUGAAAUCCCCAGCCCUGACUUCAGUUUUCAUGCUGAUGAGUAUCUAGAAGUCUAUGUGUCUGCCUCCGAAAACCCCAACCAUUUCUGGAUCCAGAUUAUUGGCUCCCGCAGCUUACAACUGGACAAGCUGGUCAAUGAGAUGACCCAGUACUAUGAGAACAGUCAAUCACCUGAAGAUCUUACUGUACAUGUGGGUGACAUUGUAGCAGCACCUUUACCUACAGAUGGACCCUGGUAUCGGGCCCGUGUCUUGGGUACCCUCGAGAAUGGGAACCUGGAUCUCUACUUUGUUGACUUUGGAGAUAAUGGGGAGAGCCCACUCAAGGAUUUGAGAGCUAUCAGGAGUGACUUUCUAAGCCUCCCAUUCCAAGCAAUAGAAUGUAGUCUAGCAAGGAUUGUUCCCUCAGGUGAACAGUGGGAAGAGGAAGCACUAGAUGAAUUUGACCAUCUCACUCACUGUGCAGAGUGGAAGCCCCUGGUGGCCAAGAUCUCCAGCUAUGUGCAAACAGGAAUUUCUACUUGGCCAGAAAUACACCUUUAUGACACAAGCAAUGGACAGAAUCUUGACAUUGGGCUAGAACUAGUACGCCAAGGGUAUGCAGUUGAACUUCCCCAAGACGUGGGAGAAGGAGAUGCUGCUGUCCCUGAGAUGCUGCAGGAUAUAUUGGCCACAGAGACAGAUGCCUCUCUAGACAGCCUGUUGUCUGAGGCUAAGAAGAGUCCUGGAGAGACACCACACACUCUGUCAUGCCUCAGUUUAUCAGAAGCUGCUUCAGUUUCUGGUGAUGAUGGUGUCCUUGCAGAAGACGACUUGCUCUGAUGUCUGUGUUCUGGCUGGCUCAGCCAUCUGCCUGCUGUGAAGUGGCAAGGAGCCUGUGGCUGAACAGAAAAUCGAAUUCCACAGAAGAUACCCACAUUUCCUCCUUUGUGGGCUGCCUCCUGAUUGGCCUGCUGUGAACCAAAUACAGCUUCUUCUACUAGCAGAAUGAAGAACUUUUCAGAAAAAAGACUAUAUAUGCGUGUGCGUGUGUAUGUGUCUAUCAGAAGCUGCCUGGCUUCCCUUAGCACUGCCCACAACUACUAGCAAUAAAAGUACCAUCCCACUAUUCAGGAUAUUUGGUUGAAACUUGAGAUGGGAAAUAUUGGUUAGGAUUCUGUUAGUUGAAAAUAAGGAUCAUUCAUUCAGAAGUCUACUUCAUUUUAUGAGAUGACUUACUAGAAAAAUUUUUAAGUUGUGAAUUGAGGAAGUUCUGAGCCCCCAUGGGCUCUCAGGGUUCUUUCCAACUGUGGAUGAAGAGGCAGAGUAUAAAGGCAACAGGGUUGAAAUCAAAUAGUCCAAGGAAAUAAGCAGGUAAUGUGCCCUUGCCAGCUUCAGGUGAUAUCACGCCAAUUAUUGAGGGCAAGAUUUUUGAGAGUUGUUUUCCUUUUUGACCCUAGGCUGUUUUGCAAGUAGAAAAACAAGAUCUCAGGAAUAUGUUAUGAGAUGCAAUGCCUUAGGUAGGCGUAAUGCCUACUAUAUGUAUGCAUAUCCAUAUGUAUGUAAAAAUAGAGAACUCUGUAAGCCACUUAAGAGAAUCAUUAAAAUAAAGUUCUGGUUUUAAAAUGA